ACCAAUGCAAUGUUCGUGAAAAGUUUUAAACUUGUAAUAGCUAAGUUUUAAUUAGUUAAUCGAGUGUUCUACUUUAAUUUAAACAAAUCUCAAUUAGUUUACUUCACGUCAAAAGCAAUAUUCAUAUUGAAUGGUAUUCAAGCUAACGCCUUACACGUUUGGGCGAUGUAGGCGCGAACGGCAGGUGUUGAGUUACUAAACUCGUUGUAUGUGCGGUUUUUUCAUAUAAGUUGAACAUUAUUAGAUUUUUGGGAAGUUUAGCUAGCUAUGGCGGCAAUAACACCCCGUCGUUCUACACGUAUUCCCCAUAUACACACGCCGAAAAUGUCCGAAAUAAAGAAGGGUCUGUUCGUACGUGAAGAAGCUCUAACAAUGCAUAGGAAAUUACCAGUUGUUGAUAGCGAAAGUGACAAUGAUGAUUGUGAUCUAGGGAUCAUCUGCGCGCUUGACACGAGUUCCUGCGAUGAAAAUGACCUGACUAAUACUCCGGAGAGGAAUGCAAAACAUGUCAUAAAAGGUAACACAAUGAAGAUCAAAGAAACUAAAGACCUGAAAAAUUUCAUGAAAUCACCAUUUACUCUUAAAAAAUACCAAAAUAGGUAUUGUCCAGAACCCAGAUGCUCUUCAUCAACACCAGCUACCCCACACUUCCAGCACCAUCCUGGUACUCCUUCAUCCACCCAUUCAUGUGCAAGUGCACACACAACAUCAUCAACACCAAGUCGUGCACGGAAAAGCCUUGCAAGUUUAAUUGCAGAAACAGAAAGUUGCAGUAGCUCCCUAAAAGAUCUUAAUUUUGAUACAGACUCUAGUUCUGAUUCAAAAGAAAACACUCCCACCAAAUCUCUUCGAUGUUCUACAAGGAGGCAGAACGGUGCUCAUAAAUAUCAAAGCUUCAAAGGUAUCCUGUCGGAGAAUAACACAUCUCCAAUGAAAACUGCUGUUGUGUGCUUAACUAAAAUAGAUUUUAGUAAUUUGAUGUCACCUACACACAUGUUGAAAACACCUCACUCUACAACUGUGGUGAAAGCAUCUCCGCCGAAAAUAGGACAGAGCCGUAGAUCAGCCAUUGAAAUAACUGAAAGUCCUGAGUCAAUUUGUGACAGUGAAAAGAGUCAUAAACGACUACAUUAUGAUGAUAAGAAUGAGAGUGGCCCUAUUUCUAAGUAUCCUAGAUUAGAUCCCACUACAGCACCUAAGGCCCGUCUAUCCCUUUUCAAUAGUGAGAGGCUUAAAGAAAUUCUCUCAGCAAAGUCUUUCUAUGGAAAAUCAAAUCCAGAAUUAAAUACCAACAUUACAAAUAAAUUUUCUCAUGCAAUACAAGCAUCUAAUGUUCACAAAAACAGAGUCUCACACUCUCAUAGACGGAAAAGAAGACCUGGCCAAAUUAAUAUGGGAGUACGACAUAAGAUUAAAAAGCCCAAAAUUAAUAGAAGUAAGACAGUGGGAGUUAAAAGAAGCUUAAACAACUCAUUGAAUCAGAGCCAGACAUCAUUCUCAACUCAAGCUGACAAAAAUGACUCUUUGAUAAGUCAGAACACAUCACAAGAAAUGGAGCAGGAUAAAACAGAUCCAUUUGGAAAAGAGAAACUAACUGUAGAAGCUCUGCUACUCCAGUGGACAGAGGAUGAAGAACCUGAAAUUGAAGUACAGAAGAGACCAGAUGUGCCAUGCUUUGACAAAGCGGUUAUUGAUGAAACCAGUUCUAUAUUCCAACCUAUCACAGCUGUGCCUGUACAAAGUUCUUUGCCCCUAGAGUCAGACACAGUAAUUGUGGAAAUUGGAACAGCAAAAUCUCCUAAUCUGACUGAAGUGACACAGUCAAAUUCAAAUGAUGGGGAAACACCACAAGUUCCAGUUACUCCAAAAGCUGAAGAGGUAAUGGAUAUUGAAGGUCAUGUAGACAGUCAUGGAGAGCUACCCAAAGGAGAUUUCUUGCCUGUUCAUGGAGGGUAUAUAGUUGUAGAUGGAACUGUUGUGCAUGGUCAAACAGAAAUACCAGACUUGGAUGAAAUUGAAAGAGAGUUGAGAAUGUUAGAUGAGCAAAUACUGAAGAUGGCUGAAUCCAACAACAUCAAUGGUGAGGCUGUGAUUGCCUCCACUGAAAGUGUACCUUUGCCGGAAACAUCUGCAGUGACCUCGGAGAGCAGUCCAGAUAAAGGCAAGCUGUUCCCAAUAUUCAGCAAGCCGAACCCUGGAUUGACAACACCCACAUCUAAAGAUUCAGUAGAUAAAUGUAAGAAGAAAAUUCUACUUAAAAGUGGCCAUGACCAGUAUCAGAUUGAUGCCGGACAGAAGAAAUUCGGUGCUACUGAGUGUGGCGAGUGUGGUGUUAUCUAUCAUAUCGGUGACCCGGAAGAUGAACACGCACAUUUCAUCCAUCAUAACGCCACUGACGUUCUCAAAUUUACCGGUCUGAAGGAUGAGUACAUUGUGGAUAAGUCUGGUACAGCUCGUUGCAUCCGUGUGCGAGGGGGUGAAAAUGGCUGGAGACGAGUGGAGACGCUGUUAGACAGAGUGUUGCAUCCACAACUCGGCUAUCCUGGACCCCUGCCCAACCAACCACAUACCUACACAGCAUACUUAUACAUUGAGAAGAAAGAAAUAAUAGGGUGUCUGAUCAUGGAACCCAAAACUAAAGCUAACAAGUUACUGCCUGGGUCUCCCGAUUGCUGCAGUGUCGAGACCUAUCCUGUUAAAUGCGGAGUCAGUCGCAUAUGGACGCACCCCUCGUACCGCGGGCGCGGCGUCGCCUCUCGCAUGUUGGACUGCGCACGCGCAUCGUUCCUGUACGGCGCGGCCGUGAGCCGCCAACACGUGGCCAUGUCCGCGCCCACUCCGGCAGGUAAAGCACUAGCCACCAAAUAUUUCGGCACCGAGAACUUUUAUGUAUAUUUAGAUUGAACAUUAGUGAAGUGUAACGAUGAACAAGUGAAGUGUAACAAAAAGCAAGUAAAGUGUAAGCUAACAAGUUUGGAAUCGUUUCGUUUCUCUUAAUAAUAUUAAUCACCUUAAUUCUUGUGUAAUAUUACACAUAUUAAUUCACACUACUCGAAUUUUAAAUGUCCAUAUUUGCUGCAUUUUAUUAUUAUGAACCGAUUUUAACCGAUCUAUCGGAACAUUUAUUUUCAAUUUUACCAACAUUUACUCAACUAAAAUCACUGAAUGUGAAUCUGUUGUUAGCAUUUUUGUUUAUAAAGUAUA
Molecule: messenger RNA, 3204 nt
Organism: Leptidea sinapis
Lineage: Eukaryota; Metazoa; Arthropoda; Insecta; Lepidoptera; Pieridae
Gene: eco
Product: N-acetyltransferase ESCO2
Exons: 10
Coding region: 268-2904 (878 amino acids)
Biological process (GO): mitotic sister chromatid cohesion
Cellular component (GO): nucleus; chromatin
Molecular function (GO): protein-lysine-acetyltransferase activity
Source: RefSeq, a predicted model, not a curated record